This is a messenger RNA of Ostrinia furnacalis (Asian corn borer), 247 nucleotides long. Its product is annotated as cGMP-specific 3',5'-cyclic phosphodiesterase-like. NCBI's taxonomy places the organism in Eukaryota, Metazoa, Arthropoda, Insecta, Lepidoptera, Crambidae. The transcript has 2 exons. The record is from RefSeq and is a predicted model, not a curated record. Bases 65 to 247 code for a protein of 60 amino acids.
GUUACAGCGGUCCCGGUCGCCCAGUGGAUCAGCGCAAAGGCAGCUGGAUGAAGCGGACCUUUUCAUGGACCUCAUCAAAGAUGUGGCCAAUGAGUUGGACAUCGAUGUGCUGUGCCAUAAGAUCCUCGUGAACGUGUGUUUGCUCACAUCGGCGGACAGAGGGAGCCUGUUUCUAGCCAAAGGCACACCCCCACACCGGUAUCUCCAGGCCAAACUGUUCGACGUUACAAGGGACACUGGUAUGUAA